CGGUGAGUCUCCAUGGCGGUGGCGGCGGCAGCGGCAGCGGGACCCGUGUUCUGGAGGCGACUGCUGGGCCUCCUGCCUGGCCGCCCAGGGCUGGCCGCGCUCCUAGGACGCCUGUCCGACCGCCUCGGCAGGAACCGGGACCGCCAGCGCAGGAGGUCACCAUGGCUGUUAUUGGCUCCCUUGCUGUCCCCAGCUAUUCCCCAGGUCACCUCCCCACCUUGCUGCCUGUGUCCAGAAGGUGUGCACCGGUUCCAGUGGAUCAGAAACCUGGUUCCAGAAUUUGGAGUCUCCAGUUCUCACGUCAGGGUGCUUUCUUCCCCGGCAGAAUUUUUUGAGCUCAUGAAGGGGCAGAUAAGAGUGGCCAAGAGGCGGGUUGUGAUGGCAUCCCUCUACCUGGGGACAGGUCCUUUGGAACAGGAGCUGGUGGACUGCCUGGAAAGUACUCUAGAAAAGUCACUCCAAGCAAAGUUUCCUUCAAAUCUCAAGGUCUCCAUUCUCUUAGACUUCACGCGGGGCUCACGAGGCCGGAAGAACUCCCGCACAAUGCUGCUCCCGCUCCUGCGGAGGUUCCCAGAGCAGGUCCGGGUCUCCCUCUUUCACACGCCGCACCUCCGUGGGCUGCUCCGGCUCCUCAUCCCUGAGCGCUUCAACGAGACCAUCGGCCUCCAGCACAUUAAGGUGUACCUCUUCGACAACAGCGUCAUCUUGAGCGGGGCAAACCUGAGUGACUCCUACUUCACCAACCGCCAGGACCGCUACGUGUUCCUGCAGGACUGUGCGGAGAUUGCUGACUUCUUCACGGAGCUGGUGGACGCGGUGGGGGAUGUGUCCCUGCAGCUGCAGGGGGAUGACACGGUGCAGGUGGUUGAUGGGAUGGUGCAUCCUUACAAAGGUGACCGGGCCGAGUACUGCAGGGCAGCCAAUAAGAGGGUCAUGGAUGUGAUCAACUCAGCCAGGACCCGCCAGCAGAUGCUGCAUGCCCAGACCUUCCACAGCAACUCUCUUUUGACCCAGGAAGAUGCAGCAGCUGCUGGGGAUCGCAGACCAGCCCCUGACACCUGGAUUUAUCCGCUGAUUCAGAUGAAGCCCUUCGAGAUUCAAAUCGAUGAGAUUGUCACUGAGACCCUGUUGACUGAGGCGGAGCGCGGGGCAAAGGUCUACCUCACCACUGGCUACUUCAACCUGACCCAGGCCUACAUGGACCUGGUCUUGGGCACUCGGGCUGAGUACCAGAUCCUUCUGGCCUCGCCAGAGGUGAAUGGCUUCUUUGGGGCCAAGGGGGUGGCCGGCGCCAUCCCAGCGGCCUAUGUGCACAUCGAGCGGCAGUUCUACAGCGAGGUGUGCAGCCUGGGACAGCAGGAGCGGGUUCAGCUUCAGGAGUACUGGCGGAGGGGCUGGACGUUCCACGCCAAAGGCCUCUGGCUGUACCUGGCAGGGAGCAGCCUGCCCUGUCUCACGCUGAUUGGCUCUCCUAAUUUUGGGUACAGGUCAGUUCACCGGGACCUGGAGGCCCAGAUUGCGAUCGUGACGGAGAACCAGGCCCUGCAGCAGCAGCUUCACCAGGAGCAAGAGCAGCUCUACCUGAGGUCAGGUGUGGUGUCCUCUGCCACCUUCGAGCAGCCGAGUCGCCAGGUGAAGCUGUGGGUGAAGAUGGUGACUCCACUGAUCAAGAACUUCUUCUGAGGAUAGACAGAGCUGCGCCCUUCUAGACUCUGGAAGUUGAGUAACAGGACCCGCUCUGCCCACCCAGGAGGGGCCUGCUGCUUCCCCAGAGGCCCCAGUGGGGUCCCACAGUCACCUGAGGUACCCCUGGACCGUCUUGACGCCUAGAGGUCCGGGCAGGGGGUGGCUGCUGAGUGACCUUUUGUGUCCUGGAUCCCUCAGGGCCUGGACUGCACUCCAGGUGGGGUCAGGCUCCCGAGGCCCCUGCUCUCUGGGUAUGGAUGUUGUGGGUAGUUCUGUUGCUUUGGAUGGUUGGGCCUUUGGAUGGCUUGUGGGGAAGGGACGGUGAGGAGUCAAAGAUGAGCCACGGCCCAUGUGGCCGGCACAUGCUCUAGUGCUGGCACCUCAUGUGUGCAGCGUGGGCUCCCUUAGUGCCUGACACCUUAGUUCUCCGCCAAAUCUCAUUUUUUUAAAAUGUGUAGUUUAUCUUGCAGCUUUUCCUAGUUAUUUAUUUUAAUUACUUUUAAUUUUAUUUGAAUAAUAAUAUGUGCAAAUGUAGAGAGUAAAACAACACUGCAGCCAUUUGCUGCCCUCCCUUCCCCCAGGCAGCCACUCUUGGCUUGUUUCUUCUGAUGUGCACGCGUGUCCGUAUUUCUAAAUAACGUGCAUAUCCUGCUAUCUUCCCCCAAAAUGUAUGCUUAACCAAAACAGCACCAGUGUCACUCCUGAAACAAUAAUUACCAAGAAUGUCUUAGUAUCAUCAAAUACCUAAAUGGUGUUCACAAUUCCAGUUGCCUUAAAAUUUUUUCGGUUAUUUGACUUGAAGUCCAAUUAAGGACUACACCUUACGAUUGUUUUUUCCCUAGCAAUUUAUUUUUUGAAGAAUGAACUUUAUUUUUAUUGGAUCUACUUAAACCAUUUUUGUGUCACCUAGUAGCAGGAGAUUUUGAAUACACGUCAUGUGUGUUUAUAAAGCCAGCUCUCCACAUCCCCCAGUGUCUCCAGGAGCCGUUUUUGUGACCUCACUGCCUGAU
Molecule: messenger RNA, 2696 nt
Organism: Symphalangus syndactylus (siamang)
Lineage: Eukaryota; Metazoa; Chordata; Mammalia; Primates; Hylobatidae
Gene: PGS1
Product: phosphatidylglycerophosphate synthase 1
Biological process (GO): cardiolipin biosynthetic process
Cellular component (GO): mitochondrion
Molecular function (GO): CDP-diacylglycerol-glycerol-3-phosphate 3-phosphatidyltransferase activity
Source: RefSeq, a predicted model, not a curated record